AUGCUGUCAAGGCACGUUUUGCCUUGGCUCCUCACCUCCCUUUUGGGCAAUGCUUUUGCUUUUGGUUCACAAUGCGAGUCGUCUGCUCCUACUGUCAAUAUUGAUGCUGGCAUGGUGGUCGGCACGACAACUACUGUCCCCGGCACCACUGCGACCGUCAGCGAGUUCUUGGGUGUUCCUUUUGCCGCCUCUCCGACACGAUUUGCGCCUCCUACUCGGGCUGUGCCUUGGUCAACGCCUUUGCAAGCCACUGCAUAUGGUCCAGCAUGCCCUCAACAAUUCAAUUACCCUGAAGAACUCCGUGAGAUUACGAUGGCCUGGUUCAAUACACCGCCCCCAUCAGCUGGUGAAAGUGAGGACUGCCUGAACCUCAACAUCUACGUCCCAGGAACUGCGGGCAAAAACAAAGCCGUCAUGGUUUGGAUAUACGGUGGAGCGCUGGAAUAUGUUCUGGGGUUCCCUGCUGCCCCUCAGCUUCCAAUAACACGGCGAAAUCUGGGGUUCCUGGACCAAAGGUUCGCUUUGGAUUGGGUACAGCGGAACAUCGCAGCCUUUGGCGGUGAUCCUGGAAAGGUCACAAUAUUUGGACAGAGCGCAGGGGGCAGAAGUGUCGACGUCCUCGUAACGUCUAUGCCACACCACCCACCCUUCCGAGCAGCAAUCAUGGAGUCCGGUGUGGCUAACUACAACUUCCCCAGGGGAGAUUUGUCCGAACCUUGGAACACCACUGUUCAAGCUCUCAACUGUACCACCAGUAUCGACAUCUUGAGUUGUAUGAGAAGAGUCGAUCUCGCCACUCUGAUGAACACGAUCGAGCAACUCGGACUUGGGUUUGAGUACACGCUGGACAAUGUAACGGCUGUGUACCGUUCUGAAACGGCUCGCACGACUGGUGACAUCGCUCGUGUACCUGUUCUCGUCGGGACGGUGGCCAACGACGGACUUCUCUUUGUCCUCGGGGAGAAUGACACCCAAGCAUAUCUCGAGGAGGCGAUUCCGAAUCAGCCCAACCUUUACCAGACCCUCCUUGAAGCAUAUCCCAUUGGAGCCUCAGGGAUCGGAUCGCCUCAAGAUCAGAUUGCCGCCAUUGAGACCGAGGUAAGAUUCCAGUGUCCUUCUGCCAUCGUGGCUCAGGACUCCCGGAAUCGGGGAAUCCCUUCUUGGCGGUACUACUACAAUGCGACUUUUGAGAAUCUGGAGCUUUUCCCUGGGUCCGAAGUGUACCACAGCUCUGAAGUAGGCAUGGUGUUUGGCACGUAUCCUGUCGCAAAUGCGACCGCCUUGGAGGUCCAGACGAGCAAAUACAUGCAGGGUGCCUGGGCGGCCUUUGCCAAAAACCCCAUCAAUGGGCCUGGGUGGAAAGAAGUGCCGAAUGUCGCAGCGCUUGGCUCACCAGGGAAAGCCAUCCAGGUUGACGUCUCUCCAGCGACAAUAGACCAACGAUGUGCCUUGUACACGCCUUAUUAUACUGAGUUGGGCACAAUGGCGCCGAGGACAUUUUGA
Exophiala oligosperma is the source of this 1503-nucleotide messenger RNA. RefSeq lists its product as uncharacterized. NCBI's taxonomy places the organism in Eukaryota, Fungi, Ascomycota, Eurotiomycetes, Chaetothyriales, Herpotrichiellaceae. The record is from RefSeq and is a predicted model, not a curated record. The coding region runs from base 1 to 1503 and encodes 500 amino acids. The transcript is spliced from 6 exons.